AAAUAUAUAACUCUCGAAUCCUUCCUAGUGGAUCACUUUAUUACACUAACAUCGGAGAGAGAUUAGACUUCACUAACCUUUCCGACAAAUCGGAGACAGAUCAACGAACGUUUUAAAGACGCGGGAAAAUCAUUGGGAGAAUACAAUGGCUCGUUGUGGAGGGAGAUCACUGAUCUCGUCCUUACUUCUUCUUCUGGUCGCGUUGUUAACCAUAUCACCAAGCCACGGCUUUCUUAAGACCGAGAAGAAGAUAAAAUCUGCAUCUUUCUUAUCACCAAAACUGGUGAUGAAUCCAGGAUCAGUCGCCAAUCCUUUCCUCUUCGACAUCGAUUUCCCCAGAGGUCAUAUCGGCAUCAAAGGCUUCGAUGCCGAAGUUGUUGACCAAGACGGCAACCCCGUCCCUCUACACGAGACUUAUCUUCACCACUGGGUUGUUCAACCUUACUACGUGCGCAAAGGUUUUAAGCUUUCUCAGCGAGACAUGCCUAGGAACCACGGUUUCUCCAGGCAAGAUAACGCAAGACAUCUUGGUUCGAAACCUGAUUACAUUCUUGUUAGGAAUGGUGGUCUGUGCAGGAACACAGUCAGACAUUUCUUCGGGUUAGGAUCAGAAACCCGCAAAACCUCGACGCAUGUUCCUGAUCCUUAUGCUAUCGAGAUCGAUAAUCCAGAGGAAACACCUAAUGGGUAUGAGUUCAAAUGGCUUCUCAACAUUCACGCGAUCGACACGAGGGGUGUCGUGGAUAAAUCAGGAUGCACGGAGUGCAGGUGUAAUCUGUAUAAUGUAACUAUUGAUGAGUACGGUCGUGCUAUAAAACCGGAUUACAAAGGAGGUCUUUACUGCUGCUAUGAUAAGACACAGUGUUUGGUGAGAAACGGGUUUGAUAGUGUCGAGGAGAAAACAAGAACUCUGUAUCUUAAGUAUACAGUGAGAUGGGUUGAUUGGGACAGCUCGGUGGUGCCCGCUAAGGUUUAUAUUCUCGACGUUACGGAUUCUUGGGAACCAUCACAAGGAUCAACAGGAGACAGCCAAGAACAUUUUUGCCAUGUGGAAUAUGAGGUGAAACCGUGCAAAACCAAUGGCGAUGGAUGCGUUGACGUUAAGAAGAAGAGCUUAAUGAUGCCGUUUAACGGGUAUAUUGUCUAUGGAGUAGCUCACCAGCACGCAGGUGGUAUCGGUGCUGCUCUAUACCGAGAGGACGGUGAGGGAAUUUGCACUUCGAUGACAAAGUAUGGCAAUGGAGACGAGCCUGGAAACGAAGCUGGUUAUAUCGUUGGAAUGUCGUCUUGUUAUCCUGAACCGGUGAAAGUGACUUCUGGAGAGACACUGACUUUGGAGUUCAAUUACAGUAGUGCCGUUGGUCAUACCGGAGUUAUGGGACUCUUUUACAUCCUGGUUGCUCAGCAGCUGCCUGAACCGGAGAGCUCCUUGCCUGCACUUUUCCAGGUAAACUGCUGGUUCCAGGCGCAUGAGAAAGACGUGAGCUUUCUAAGCUUUCUUGCAGCGACGGUGGUGGUGGCGGUUGUGGUUCUAAUCGCCGCUGUGGUAUACCGGAGACAGAAGCGGGAAGAUGGCUACCAAUCACUUAGCACCUAAAGAGUAAAACUAUGUUGACUACAACAGUGGAUUUUUAUAGUGUUCUUCUUUUUCCUUCUUGUAUACAAGAGAAUCAAAAUAAAAGAAUAUGUUGUUGUCCACUGAUAUUUUUGGUAAUGGUACUUCCGUGCAAGAAGUUUUCUGUAA
Messenger RNA from Brassica oleracea var. oleracea, 1744 nucleotides. RefSeq lists its product as uncharacterized. The transcript has 5 exons. The coding region runs from base 146 to 1597 and encodes 483 amino acids. The record is from RefSeq and is a predicted model, not a curated record. NCBI's taxonomy places the organism in Eukaryota, Viridiplantae, Streptophyta, Magnoliopsida, Brassicales, Brassicaceae.